AUGGCUCUCAAGGGAGGAGAUGAUGCAGUUCAGGGCAAGAUCCAGUCCUACAUCCAUGUGGUGAAGAAGACACAAAAACAAUUCAAGAACAUCAGCAAGAAGUCCACUGCAGCUGAUGAAGAAAGCUGCAAGUUGAUCAAGUUAAUGUCUAAAGCCAGGGAAAUUGCGGCCAUUAUGCUGGAAUUUUUGUUGCAACUCUUGUCGAAGCAAAUUUCCAUAACAAGCUUGAGCAAGUGGUCUCUCGUCUCCAAGACGUUCCAGAAGAGAAGAGUUGUGUGCAAUGAAGAGCAAUUACAGGAGUUGCAGUUGGACAUUAUUGAUCUUGAGCGCAGAGUUGACACUUUGUUCAGGAUACUGAUCCAGAGCAGGGUUUAUCUUCUGAAUGCUCUCAGCUUGUAG
This is a messenger RNA of Panicum virgatum (switchgrass), 399 nucleotides long. RefSeq lists its product as uncharacterized. The record is from RefSeq and is a predicted model, not a curated record. The transcript has a single exon. NCBI's taxonomy places the organism in Eukaryota, Viridiplantae, Streptophyta, Magnoliopsida, Poales, Poaceae. The coding region runs from base 1 to 399 and encodes 132 amino acids. Gene Ontology annotation, biological process: shoot system development; root development.